Messenger RNA from Cyprinodon variegatus (sheepshead minnow), 6859 nucleotides. It is a transcript of the gene lamc3, whose product is annotated as laminin subunit gamma-3-like. Gene Ontology annotation, molecular function: extracellular matrix structural constituent. The transcript is spliced from 28 exons. The coding region runs from base 157 to 5094 and encodes 1645 amino acids. Lineage: Eukaryota; Metazoa; Chordata; Actinopteri; Cyprinodontiformes; Cyprinodontidae. Gene Ontology annotation, cellular component: basement membrane. The record is from RefSeq and is a predicted model, not a curated record. Gene Ontology annotation, biological process: axon guidance.
CCACUCCACAGAAGAAGAACACAUGUUGGAAACCCGGCAGAAGGAGAACAGAGAAAGUAGACAAACAGGACUUUGGAGUGGACUUAUUUUCUAAUUCUGGACUACAUUUUCCUAUGAAGCUCUGUUCUUUUGUUUGCAACUUCAGAACUGUAGUGUAUGGGUUUGGAUGUAGGCAUGGCUGCAUCCUUUGGUUUAGGCUCUCCUAUCCUGACUUUUGUCUUUUCCCAUUACCUGUACCUCCAUUGCUGGGUUUGGGCAGCAAUGGACACUUGCUAUGAUGAGAACGGAGUCCCUAGCCGUUGCAUGCCCAAGUUUGAGAACAUUGCCUUCAAUCGCACUGUGAUGGCAUCAAAUGUAUGUGGUUCCCCGCCUGAGGAUUACUGCAUGCAAACUGGCUCAACCCGUUUGUGUCACCACUGUGACGCAUCAGACCUUGAGCUGAACCACAAUGCCAGCCUUCUGACGGACUUUAACAGGAAUGAGGAGCCCACCUGGUGGCAAAGUCAGUCCAUGUACUAUGGCAUCCAGUACCCCAAUUCUAUCAACCUUACCCUCCAACUUGGCAAAGCUUUUGAGAUAACAUACAUCCGGUUAAAGUUCUACACCAGUCGACCAGAGAGCUUCGCCAUUUACAAACGCACAGAGAAGGAUGGGCCUUGGUUACCUUAUCAGUAUUACAGUGCUUCAUGUGAGAAGACAUACAGAAGGUUCACCAAAGGCUACAUUCGCCCUGGAGAUGAUGAAAGGACUGCGUUAUGUACAGAUGAGUUCAGUGAUAUUUCCCCUCUUACUGGAGGAAAUGUGGCUUUUUCUACCCUGGAAGGCCGGCCCAGUGCCUACAACUUUGACCAAAGCCUGGCACUCCAGGAAUGGGUGACAGCCACUGACCUGCUCAUCUCUUUGGACAGACUGAAUACGUUUGGAGACGAGUUUUUUAAGGAUCCUAAAGUGCUGCGCUCGUAUUUUUAUGCCAUCUCAGAUUUCUCCGUGGGUGGGAGAUGUAAGUGCAACGGCCAUGCCAGCGAGUGCGUUGAGGGGGAACAGGGUGGCCUAGUGUGUGCCUGCCAACAUCACACAGUUGGAGCCGACUGCCAGAGAUGUCACCCCUUUUACCAGGACAGACCUUGGGCCAGGGCCACUGGGGAUUCCGCCAACGAGUGUUUGAAGUGCAACUGCAGUGGGAGAUCAAACGAGUGCGUGUUUGACAUGGAGCUGUAUAGGAGCACUGGCAGUGGGGGGCGCUGUGUGAGCUGCAGAGACAACACUGAUGGGGCCCACUGUGAACGCUGCAAGGAAAACCACUACAGGAAAGUUCCAGAAGAACCUUGCCUACCCUGUCACUGCAAUAUCAAUGGCUCAGUGAGUUUGCAGUGUGAUGCAGAAGGAAGGUGUCCAUGCAGACUUGGUGUGACAGGAGAGAAGUGUGACACUUGUCAGGCUGGCUUCCAAUCACUGGGUCCUGGGGGUUGCAGGCCGUGUAACUGUGACCCCAGCGGGAGUGAGGAUCACUGCUCCCCUCUGGAUGGGCAUUGCUUCUGCAAACAGAAUGUGGAGGGGCAGAGCUGUAAUAGGUGCAAGCCAGGAUUUUUCAAUAUGCAGAGAGAACACCCAGCAGGCUGCCAGCCGUGUUUCUGCUUUGGUCACUCCCUUGCCUGCUACUCAUCCAGUCACUACAGAGCCACGGUUAUUACAUCAGACUUUACUGAAGACCGUGAUGGUUGGUGGGGAGAGUUCUCCGGAGGCCUGGAGUACCCCCUGCUGUGGAAGGAAGGUGAAGUCUACCUGCUGCCUCUUAAUGAGGAAGACACUGGUUUCUACAGAGCCCCUGAGAAAUUCCUGGGUCACAAAGUCAACAGCUAUGGCCAACUCCUCUCCAUCACCUUCACCUCUGAAACCUCAGAUCUGCUUCCUGACCGCGUCACGCUGCUUCUCCAAGGAUCUGGACUCACCGUGUCAGCAGACCUUUCCUACCCGCCCCAGCCCGACCACGACUACAGCCUCACCCCGCGGCGCUCCUUUAUUGUCAGGCUCCAUGAAUAUGAGACGAGAUUCAAGCCUCAUCUGUCUGCCUUCGAGUUCCAACGGCUCCUUUACAAUCUAACCGUUUUGAAAAUCAGCAAUGCGGGAGGACACAACUACACAUCACAGCUUGCGGGGGUAACCCUGACCUCCGCUUCCAUCUUCUCCAGUCCAGCCAGUGCUCCAGCUCCGUGGGUGGAAACUUGCUCAUGUCCUCAGGGCUUUGCAGGCGAAUUUUGUGAGCGUUGCGCCCCUGGAUUCACCAGGGAAGACCCAAGCAGAGGGCCUUUCUCAACAUGUGUGCCUUGCAACUGCCAUCAGCAUGGAACCUGUCAUCCAGAAACAGGGAUGUGUGAGUGCUUAGACUUCACCACCGGUACAACGUGUGAGCGCUGCCUGGAUGGCUACUAUGGCAACGCCUUGACUGGCACACCUGGUGAUUGUCAGGCCUGCCCUUGCCCAGGCCGCAGCAGCUGUGCCCUCAUCGCAGAGACCGGACAGGUGGUCUGCACCAACUGCCCUGCAGGACAGACAGGUAUGCGCUGUCAGAUGUGUGAGGAUGGCUACUAUGGCGACCCCCUGGGAACGUCCGGGACGGCCCGCCCCUGCGAAAGGUGCACCUGCAAUGGAAACGUGGAUUUCAAUGAUGUGGGAGUUUGUGACCCUUUCACUGGGCGAUGCCUAAAGUGCCUCGGGCACACAGAGGGCGACCAGUGCCAGCGCUGUAAGCGGGGCUUUUAUGGCGAUGCCCUGAGCCAAACAGCCAGAGAGAAAUGCAGGCCGUGUAGCUGCAAUGCAGCAGGUACCUCUGGGCCUGUUGAUGAAUGCCACCCUAUGACUGGAUAUUGUAGAUGUCUCAGUCAUGUGACCGGGCGGGAUUGCAGUCACUGUGAAAUCGGCUUCUUCAACCUUCAACCUGGCAUUGGAUGUGAAAGGUGUAAAUGUAACCCAGUGGGCUCUCUGUCGAUGGCCUGCCAUCCGAUCACAGGAGAGUGUGUAUGUCGUGCAGGAGUGGAGGGGAACCUGUGUGGCUCUUGUCGUGUGGGCUUUUUUGGAUUCUCCUCACGAGGCUGUAUAGCCUGUAACUGUGACCCAAUGGGCUCCGCUUCCAUGCAGUGCCACACUGAUGGCACCUGUCAGUGCCGCCAGGGUUUUGUGGGUCACAAAUGCAACAAAUGUGAGAUGAAUUACUUCCAUAACCGAGCCACUCACCAGUGUGAGGAAUGUCCAGUUUGCUAUGGCCUUGUCAAAAAACAGGCCGAAAAGCUUCAGGCUCAUCUGCAGAACCUGGACAGGCUCCUGGCUCACUUUGAUUGCCGAGGUAGAUUUGGGAAGCGGUACCACCCAGUGAAGUACAGCACGCCGCAGCUUUAUGAGGGGGAACACCAGAGGGAUGAUGCUUUUCCAAACGCACUAGAGGAUUUUCUGGCCUUCCAAGAGGCACGGGAGGCCUUCAUAAAACAAUUUUCCUUGCUGGAAGCUUCAGCGGGCGCACUUUCAGCUCAGCUGCAUGGCAUUACAAUUGGUUUGAACUGCAGCAUCAGCAUGACGGAAGAAGAGGAUGGGGAAGAAGGGAAAGAUGGGAGAAAGGAUGCGAAACGUAGAGGAGCGUGUCAAAUCUUCACAGAAAUCCUGCUGAUGAUGAGAACAUCCAGGGAUCAGCUGAAGCAGGCGACGCUGGACCUGGACAACGUGAUCAUUUCUUUUGAAGCCAUGUCAGCGCCUAACAAAUGGAGCAUAAUGGUCAAUGACUCCCAGGUCCUAAUGAAAAGUCACAGAGAAACGGCGGACCACAUUGAAGCCAUAGCCAGCAGGGCGGUACGCGAGUCAAAGCAGACUUUCAGCCUGCUGAUGGAUCUACUGCAGGACAACUCUACAGAGGAGUACAUUAGGAAUCUGAUGGAGCAAAUAAAUCAAAUGCAGCAGCAGAAGGAAAACCUCACUGUGCUGCUGAAUACUACCGUAGCUGAACUUUUGGCUGUGGAGAAAGAAGAUGCCGUUUCCAAGCUUUCUUUGGGCAACAUCACAUCAUCCUUACAUCAGCUGACUUUGAGAACAGAACCAGACAUGGAGCAAACUGAGUUUAACCAAACACAUCUGGAGAAUCACACUGCACAGUUAAGUGAGGAACUACUGCAACAGACAGAAGAGCUGGACCAACAAAUUGGGGCCAAGGAACUUCUCAUCAGUAACAUCAGCAGGGUGGCUGAAUCAGUAAAACAGACUGUCAAGAAACACUUUGAAAAAGAAGACAAGAUAAAAAUGCUACAGGGACGUGCUCAGGCAGCAAACACUGCGGCUUUAACAUCUGUGGUGAAGGGGAAAGAAGUGGAGUCCGAGGCCAUCACCUUGCAUAAGAAAAUAGAAAACAUGGUGGAAGAGUGGCCCCAUCAGCAAUUACAGACCAAGGCUGCAUUGAAGAAGCAAAGACCGUUGGAAGAAAAGGUCCUGUCUGAGGUCCAGAAGAAGGUCAAACAAAUUGAGAAGAUGCUAGAACCUGCCAAGGAAAAUGCCAGCCUUGCAAGCAACACCACACAGGAGGCAGGACAAAUGGCAUAUGAUGUGGCUAAGGGAUCCAAAGCCAUUCUGACCCAGGCCAAGCAUACCAGAACUACAGCUUCUCACCUUAACUCGCAUAUGGAUUUGGCUUUAAAGCAGCUGUCAGAGCAAGAAUUACUGAUAGAGAAAGCAAACUCCAUGAUCCCAACAGAGCCUGAAGUGUCCCUUACCAGCAUAAAGCAUGACAUGGAAGCAGCUAAACAGCAGUUGGAGGCAUAUUCCGUAACCCUAAGUGAACUUAUCAGCAAAAUAGACGGGAGCGUGCCACUGGAGCGAUUUGAUCGGAUUCUAAACGAGACAGAACGCCGCCUGAGUAUGCUGCGUGGGAGUGUGGAGAGCCCAGCACUAGGCUCCAAGAUCCAAAAGCUGCAUUCUGCUGCUAAAGACCAACAGAGCCGCCUGUCCCUCAUUGAGCAGGACAUUCAGGAGAUACGAGUAGAGAGAGACAGUCUCAGGGACAUUGCCUCAAACCUGCCUCAGUCCUGCCCCCAGGCCUCAGCAGAAGGUAAAGCCUAGGAACGGGAGGUGAUCAGGAUUGCAACAAAGCAACCAAACAUCUGAAAAAAUCUGGCGGAUGUUUUAAUAAAAAGAGCUGUGGUCAUAUUAUUUCUGCUUCAAAGAUUCCCUGAUAUUUUCUCUCAUUUUUUUUUCCUUUUUUGCCCAAAGCUACAAUUCAUUUUCCCAUCAAUGAACAAAAGACACACAUAGUUUAUCUGAAUGCCUCCAAGCUCCUGUCUCCAGUGAAUCAUACCUGAUCCUCCCUCUUCAUUUUUAACUUCUUCUUUUCACCCCUCCAUUUCUGUUUUUCAAUUUCAUUCGAUUUUUUUUUUAAAUAGACAUAAUGAGAAUUUUAAUUUUCCUGUGAAUAAUCGAAACCAGCCACGAUGAGCCGACAGACGACACCCACAGGUUUGGAUAUUGUUACCUUUCCUUUGCAAGGGAGAAAAGGUGUGUCGGAGGGCUUCUUCAGACUGACACAUUCAUUUACACUUCAGCUCUUGUUUCAUCAGUGUGCCUUAAUUAGCAAUUAGUCGUCUUGGCCUCAGCAGGAUUCAGGUGAGACUUCAGCAACAUGCAGCCUGGGAUUUUGGGACUCUCAUGUUGCCUACCUGCAUGUUUUAGCUUCCUUCCUUUACUGAGGCCUUGUCCACAUGUAGCAGCAUAUCUGGAAAAACUAUUGCAUUUUUAUACUGCAAUGCGUUCCAGCCAAACGUUAUGCAUCCCUUUAAAUUAAUUAUCCUAAAAACCACAGACAAAGUAUAGAUUUCUAAACAUUUUUUGAGCCUGCGUGUACGUGAAAGGAGGGAUAUGAUCACAGUUUGCAACAAAUAUUUCUUCACUGCAUCACAGAUUUGCAAUCAUUAUUUAUACACUUGACCAUAUGGUGGAGUUAAAAAAUGUAUUUUCUCAUAGACAUGUUGAUUUUUGUUUUGCUGGAUUCUGAUUUGCUGUCAAGUUUAAGUUUCAUGGACACUGCCCCCUGUGCAUCUGCUGUGUUUAAAAUAAUUCUCAGUGGCGUAUUUCUGUAGGAGGAUGUAAAUGAAACGUUUUCUAAAAUACUUCCUGUAUAUGGUAUUAUUUUUAAGAAUGGUGUAGGGGAGAUGUUCAACUUUUUUAUAAACCCUGCUACAUGUGGACUAAGCCCAUUAUCAAGUUGUGAAACUGCCUUGCUUCUUGGGAAUUACAAUUAGACGUAUAGAUGCCCCCUUUUGAUCAAAAUGUUUGAGCAUUUCUUCAAAGGUGUCCUUAACUGAUACUUAAUUAACAGGCAUGGGCUGGUACGAUAGUACCUUAACACAAAUCCAAAGCAAAAUUGUAUAACAUGAUUUAGCAAUCAUCUGUAUUGUAAACAUAAUUCAACAAACAAUACAUACUGCAGAAGAGACGACACAAAGUGAGGUUUGAGCCUUAAAUAAGGAGUUUUUACAAACGACAAAUGUUUUACAUUAUUAAAUCCAGGGUUGCUUUGCCCUUCUGGUUAAAAUUAAUACCUGUCAUAAGUAAAAAAGAAAACAUUUUGGGGGGUUUUAACAAAGGUAAAGUUUAAUCCAUCUUAAAACACAUUUAAAUAAGACAGAAACAAAUUCAGUCUAAUACAAGGGAGAGCAGAUUAGGCAAGAGUUCUAAGAGUACAACUUCAAAAUAAUACUGCUCAAGCAUACGAUAUAAAAUAGGCCUCAAGAAAAAUGUAUUUUCUAUUUUUAUGGCUAGAAAUAAUCUAAUUAAAAAUUCUUGGCUGAAAAAGGAACAAAAAAAAACUGUACGGUAUAUAGAGGUCAUA